Phragmites australis (common reed) is the source of this 1430-nucleotide messenger RNA. RefSeq lists its product as uncharacterized. Bases 294 to 1022 code for a protein of 242 amino acids. The transcript is spliced from 6 exons. The record is from RefSeq and is a predicted model, not a curated record. Lineage: Eukaryota; Viridiplantae; Streptophyta; Magnoliopsida; Poales; Poaceae.
UCGCGCCCCCCUCCUUUCGCCCCUUCAUGGGCCCAUGGAGGUUAGCCUGCCGGAAACACCGCCAGCCCCCCCCCCCUCAGGCUCCUCCGCGUCCCCUAUCCCUCCGCCUUCUCCGCGCCCCACCCGGCACCCCAUCGUGGGCCCAUGGAGGUUAGCCCGCCAACAGCACCGCCGAAAACACCGCUAGCCCCGCCAUCGGGCUCCUCCGUGCCCCCUAUAAGAAUUUCGCUGCUUGUUCCUUUCCAUCUCCAAGUGACGACGACAACGACGAAAGAGGUGACACUGAGGUUAGGAUGAGGCCAUUGAAGCGUAAGAGAGUUGAAGCGCCACGGGUCCCAACGCUCGAGGACGUGCAUCCUUACACCACGUGGAGUAUGUGUGUCCGGGUGUACCACAAAUUCCAUGCGGAGAGGUUCGCUGUUGGCAGGAAGAGGCUCAGCAUGGUGUUACUGGAUGAGAAGGGUAAGAAAAUGGCAGCUGUCAUAUAUGAUGACGAGGUGGAUCGUUUUGAGCCAUUACUUGUAGAGGGACGGGUAUAUUAUGUGUGGCGGAUGUCCGCAGAACCUGUUAUGAGAAAUCAAGACUACAUGUUUGCAGAUAGUCACUUUGUGUGUCGUUUCACAUCAGUGACAGCACUUAAUGAGAUAAGAAAUGUGAACGAGCAAUUUAUCCCAUUAUUUCCACCGUUUAUGCCUUUUGACAAAGUUUGGCAGUUCACUCUGGAUAAUGAUAUGUAUGUUGAUGUCAUUGGCAUGGUUAUGUAUGUGAGUUCUAUGGGGCACAAGUACAGUUUCUACAAUCGAAAGGUCCCACUGAGAAAUAUUGUUCUAAUGCACAGCAGCUAUAAUAUUGUGAAGUUAGUUGUAUGGGACAAGUUAGUGACCGGUAAUCUAAGUACCUGGGAGAAAAUCGUAGAGGAUCGUGCUAUAGUUGUGGCCACGAUGUUAAAUGCAAAGCGCGAUGGUAAGUCCAUAAGUGCAUGCAUUAUUCUAUUCCGUUUUUGCGAUAAUAAAUUUACCUAAUAUACACUGUUAUUCUGUCUUCAAUAAAUUAGACCGUAGCCUGCACACUACGGAUUUUAGUAGGGUCUACUUUGAUCCGGAUAUCGCAGUUGCACAUGAAUUACGACGAAGGAUCAAUAAUGAGCUCAGCGGGCCACCCUCUCCAUGAGUCAAAGAAGAUGAACUAUGGUCAUGUUGCAGAACUGGAGUCUUAGCAUAAUAGGACUAUGUUUUAUUUAAGCGUCGAUCUUGUACAUGGUGCAGAACCAGUACUCAAUAAAGUAGUAUAGACUGUCAAAGAUGAGGUCAGGGGAAGAUGAUUUGUAGCAAAGUUUAAGUUGUGACGGUAGACGCUGAAAUCUUUAGUCAUUCUUUUUUAUUGAGAAAGCAUAUGGGAACUUCGUGUCAAUGAACAUAUAUAUGAAGUUC